Messenger RNA from Neogale vison (American mink), 2925 nucleotides. It is a transcript of the gene GABPB2, whose product is annotated as GA binding protein transcription factor subunit beta 2. Gene Ontology annotation, biological process: positive regulation of transcription by RNA polymerase II. Gene Ontology annotation, cellular component: nucleus. Bases 203 to 1543 code for a protein of 446 amino acids. The record is from RefSeq and is a predicted model, not a curated record. Lineage: Eukaryota; Metazoa; Chordata; Mammalia; Carnivora; Mustelidae. The transcript has 9 exons. Gene Ontology annotation, molecular function: transcription cis-regulatory region binding; protein binding.
UUUUGUUGCCUCCAUUUCUCCACGAGGGGGGGUUAAAGGCCCCCAAAAUAUGCAUAUAUGAAAAGGCCAAAAAGUAACCGUCAGUGACAGGGAGUGUUAACUAGAGAAAGAAACGGGACCAAACUGGCGGGCUCGGUGAAAGCGCGGCCGGCAGCGUCCCGGACGAGGAGCUUCCCGAAAACAUUUGUUCCUAUGCAUAAAGAUGUCUUUGGUGGAUUUGGGGAAGAGGUUACUAGAAGCAGCAAGAAAAGGCCAAGAUGAUGAAGUGAGAACAUUGAUGGCAAAUGGCGCCCCAUUCACCACAGACUGGCUUGGAACAUCACCCCUCCACCUUGCAGCCCAGUAUGGUCAUUAUUCCACAGCAGAAGUGCUCCUUCGAGCAGGCGUUAGCAGGGAUGCCCGGACCAAAGUGGACAGGACCCCUUUGCACAUGGCUGCAGCUGAUGGACAUGCACACAUCGUGGAACUGCUUGUUAGGAAUGGUGCAGAUGUGAAUGCCAAGGACAUGCUGAAGAUGACAGCUUUACAUUGGGCUACAGAACACCACCAUCGAGAUGUUGUAGAGCUACUUAUCAAAUAUGGAGCUGAUGUCCAUGCUUUCAGCAAGUUUGAUAAAUCUGCCUUUGACAUAGCCCUGGAGAAAAAGAAUGCUGAAAUUCUGGUCAUCCUUCAGGAAGCGAUGCAGAAUCAGGUGAAUGCUAAUCCCGAGAGAGCCAACCCCGUGACUGUGGCUGCCCCAUUCAUCUUCACAUCUGGAGAAGUUGUGAGCCUCGCUAGCCUUGUUUCUUCAACCAACACCAAAACAACCUCAGUAGGUGACCCCCAUGCCUCCUCAGCACCACACUUGUCACAUUCCACCACCUCAGUGCUGGCCACCCUUGCAGCUCUUGCUGAGGAAUCAACCCCCUUGAACUCUCACAGAGCCGCAGCUAAUUCAGAGGAAGUCAUAGAGGGAAAUUCUGUUGACUCAUCAGUCCAGCAAGUGGUGGGGAGCGGAGGCCAAAGAGUCAUCACUAUAGUGACUGAUGGAGUCCCUCUGGGUAAUAUACAAACUGCGAUCCCUACUGGAAGCAUUGGCCAGCCAUUUAUUGUAACUAUGCAAGAUGGAGAGCAAGUUCUAACUGUACCUGCUGGUCAGGUUGCAGAGGAAACUGUAAUUGAAGAAGAGGAAGAAGCAGAGAAGUUGCCUCUGACUAAGAAACCAAGAAUAGAAGAGAGGACAAACAGUGUGGAGGAGAGCAAGGAGGGCACUGAAAGAGAGCUACUCCAACAGCAGCUCCAAGAGGCCAAUCGAAGAGCCCAGGAAUACCGACACCAGCUCCUAAAGAAAGAACAGGAAGCAGAGCAGUACCGCCUCAAGCUAGAGGCUAUGGCCAGACAACAGCCCAAUGGAGUUGAUUUCACCAUGGUUGAAGAGGUGGCCGAAGUAGAUGCUGUAGUAGUGACAGAGGGGGAGAUGGAAGAGAGAGACACGGAAGUGACUGGGGCAGGAGGGACCGUAGAGCCUCAUUCUGGAGUUUCCUUGGAAACUGUUUCAUCUUAAUGUGCGAGGGCCGCAACUUGUACUGUGUCCAUCUUUUUCCUCUUUCCUCUUUUUAAAAGAAAAUACAAAGGACAGACAUUGUAUAAAAAUUAAGAAUGUCCUUAAGAAGAAAACUAUAGCAGGGUAACAGUGCUUGGGCUCAGGAAGGCUUGCUAGCAACUGGAAAAUUCAAAGCCAAAUUUAGGAAAUACUUCUUUUGAAGGACCAAAAGAAUAAGGACCAAUUUUCUCAGCUCACAUCCCCACUUUAAACUUAGAGGUAAAAGAAUGUUGGAUGUUGUAGGUUGAUUGUUUUUUAAAUAACUGACUUUGUAUCAGAAGAUUUUAAGAUAACAUUCCUAGUAUAGAUACGCACAGAGCUUUUUAUAAUUGCAUCGUCAAGUGACCUUAAAUUUUGCCUUAUAUUUAUGACGUGUACAUGGUAGAGAAGAAAACUAAUUAGGAGGUGGGUGAGAAGCAAGCUUUUGGGAAGAGAAAAUAUAUGUUCUGCUUCCAAAGGAGCAGGCAUUCCCCCGAUCCUGAUUUAAUUUCACCAAAAAGAAAUUGGUAAUUGCCUAACUCUGCAUCCAUUAUGUGUCCAUAAUUCAGAUGCCAGUUUAAGAAACUGAAGUGGAAUAUUUAAAAACUGGAAAGGAAAGAAACUUGUUUAUGUGGGAGAAGUGUAUGUAAAUCCAAAAUCCUCCAGGCUGUGCUUCACAAUGCUGGAAAGUGGCCAGGAAGAGGCUUGUGGGGUUAUGAAACAAUCUGGUCCCGAGAUACAAACUUUGCUCUGGCUGGAUUUUAUAAAAUUGAAAUCAGGAAGAUAGUCUGUUGCUAGAACAACUUGCUUCCACACAUUUAUUUAUAUAAUAUCAAGCUUUAAUAUCAACUUUUUAAUUUUAUAAAAUUUUAUUGAGUUUUCUAAGUGUGCCUUUGUGUGGAGCUUAAAUGGUAUCCUUCUCAUUGGAAAAAAAGAAGUCGGGGGAGAGGCAAUUGCUGAGGGUGUUGGUGGAGUUCUGUUUCUAUUUGACCUGGGAUGAGCAGAUUGUUCUGUUCCUUAAGGUCGGCUUUUUUGCAGAGCUUUUGUGCCUUGUAGGUGCUCGGUGUGUGUUGGCAAAAGAGUGAAAAACUAGAAGUGCCAUAAAGUAAGGAACCAAAAAUUCUGGCUCAAUAACUUCAUCUGCCUGACUCCGUUCUCUACCACUGUGCCUGCUCCCUUUUCUUAGAUGCUUUUGUAAAGUGUUUCAUUACUGGGUUUUCUUUGUGCACCAGUUUGGAGUUUUUUCAGAAGGAGGGGUUAUGGAUGGAAAGAGAGAGGUUGUGGAGAAGUUACAUUACAGAAGUUACUGCCUUUGACAUUGGGCCCCCAUCAUUCUAGACCUGCUCUCUUGCUUUAUUGUAAAU